UUCCGCUUCCGCCUUCUCACUCCUCCAGCUUGUCCUCCGAGCGCAGUCGCCGCCACAGAGGCUGCUGCCGGGCGCGGUGUCGGUGGGUUUGUCGGUGUGUUUCUCAGCGUCGGUGUCUGUGCCGUUGAACUGCCCGCCAUGGCUGAACUUGAUCCGUUCGGCGCCCCUGCCGGCACUCCCGGCGGCCCCGCUCUGGGGAACGGGGUGGCCGGCGAAGAAGACCCGGCCGCGGCCUUCUUGGCGCAGCAGGAGAGCGAGAUUGCGGGCAUCGAGAACGACGAGGCCUUCGCCAUCCUCGACGGCGGCGCCCCUGGGCCCCAGCCGCACGGCGAGCCGCCGGGGAGUCCGGAUGCUGUUGAUGGAGUGAUGAAUGGCGAAUACUACCAGGAGAGUAAUGGUCCGACAGACAGUUACGCAGCUAUUUCACAAGUGGAUCGAUUGCAAUCAGAGCCUGAGAGUAUCCGUAAAUGGAGAGAAGAGCAAAUGGAACGCCUGGAAGCCCUUGAUGCCAACUCUCGGAAGCAAGAAGCAGAGUGGAAAGAAAAAGCAAUAAAGGAGCUGGAAGAGUGGUAUGCGAGGCAGGAUGAGCAGUUACAAAAAACAAAAGCAAACAACAGAAAUGCACAUCUAAAAGACAACCUGAGAGUCUCUGUCGGUGACCACUCCGGGGAAGCCUAGUAGAUCCUGCGUGUUGUGUAGUCCAGAACCAUGCUGGCGGCCCCGAGCAGGGCAGGAUCCACCAAAUCUGAAACCACCACGUCCACAUCCUGGACCGAGGACAAGGCUUGCUGGCGGAUGACGUCCUUGACAGUGUGGAUAUAGUGACUGGCUAGGAUUCCAGAGAGGAUCACCAGGGAAGGAUUCACAGUGUGGAGGAUGUUCACAACCCCAAGACCCAAAGCUGUUCCAGCUACAGAAAAAUAAAAAAAUAAGUUUCAGGAAGAGAACUAAAUUAAAAGUGCCGAAGAGGAAGAUGGAAAAGAGCCAGCAGCCAGGAACAUCCACACUAUGUAAUAAAAAGUACCUGAAGCCAUACUUUUAAAGCUAUUCAUGAUUUUUUUUUUUUUCAGAGAGAGGAAGGGAGAAGUAGAGAGGGAUAGAAACAUCAUUGAUCAGCUGCCUCCUGCACACCCCCCGACACACACACACACACACACACACACACACACACACACACACACACACACACACACACACACACACACACACACACACA
Molecule: messenger RNA, 1216 nt
Organism: Myotis daubentonii (Daubenton's bat)
Lineage: Eukaryota; Metazoa; Chordata; Mammalia; Chiroptera; Vespertilionidae
Gene: CLTA
Product: clathrin light chain A
Exons: 5
Coding region: 139-678 (179 amino acids)
Biological process (GO): clathrin-dependent endocytosis; intracellular protein transport
Cellular component (GO): clathrin coat of trans-Golgi network vesicle; postsynaptic endocytic zone cytoplasmic component; clathrin coat of coated pit
Molecular function (GO): structural molecule activity; clathrin heavy chain binding
Source: RefSeq, a predicted model, not a curated record